This is a messenger RNA of Wyeomyia smithii (pitcher-plant mosquito), 2070 nucleotides long. Its product is annotated as zinc finger protein OZF-like. The transcript has 2 exons. NCBI's taxonomy places the organism in Eukaryota, Metazoa, Arthropoda, Insecta, Diptera, Culicidae. The coding region runs from base 370 to 1737 and encodes 455 amino acids. The record is from RefSeq and is a predicted model, not a curated record.
AAAAUUUAUUUAAACUGCAUCUCUUAAACGGACAGUCAAAUUCAAAACCGUUUGAGCUUAAUUCUUACUUCGUAAGGAAAAGCUGUUGCUGAUUUUUCCAGUCAAAAAGUUUCGUCAAUUGGUUGAUAGCUUUUAGGUGCCAUUCAAUCAUUUUUACCCUUUUUAUCGUUUCUACUCUUAUAGACUUGGUAUUUGAGUUACAUUUUUUGAGCGUGUAGGUUUGUUGAAAAUGUCAAAAAAGUAAACAUUGUAAUUCGUGCUCAAAUUUUAUUGUUGCAGUAUUUAUUUAGCUAGCAGAAUAUUAGUUUUCUUGGUCAACGUACAACAAUUAUUGUCCGUUUACGAAUAAGUACCAAAAACCUUCAUGAAAUGGAUGAAUUCGAUGAAGCUCCAUCAGAGCCUGCUGCAGUCGAUUUGGAUACGAAAUGUUUAAUCAAAGUCGAAACGCCAGAACUAAGCUAUUCCAGCCUGAGUGAACGAACUAAAACGUCUGGUACGAAACGCCCUCAAAAACGCUACAAAAGACGGCCGGCCAAUUGCGACAUUUGUGGGAAACAAUUUGCGGCGGGAUUCAUUCUGACUACGCACCUACGCACACAUACCGAUGAGAGGCCUUACAAAUGUGACGAAUGCGGCCAAGCGUUCCGCCAACAGCACCAUCUGUUCCGGCAUAGGCUCUGCCACAGUAAAAUCGAAAACCGACCGACUUUCGAGUGCAGAGUGUGCGAGAAAAGUUACUCAAGUAAAGGUUAUCUUACAGUUCAUAUGCGUAUGCAUACCGGCGAUCAGCGGUGUCAAACGUGUAAAGUCUGUGGAAAGGUUUGUAGAACUAGGCAAUUCCUCGAGGAUCACACGAAGAUACACCGUGGUGAGGAACCCUUCAAGUGCGAAACCUGUGGCAAAAAUUUUGCUGAACCGAGCUCUUUGAAGGCACACCAAAAGCGGCACACAGGCGUAGAUUUGUCCACGUGUAAAAUCUGUGGUAAAGAAUUUACCAUGAAAUCCCAUUUACGACAACAUAUGACAAGGCAUACAAGUGAACGGAAGCACGAAUGCAACUUUUGUGGAAGAGGCUUCAUUUCUAGGUCGGAAAUGAUGGACCACAUUCGCAUUCAUACCGGUGAAUUGCCAUAUAAAUGCACGAUUUGUGAUAAGUCGUUCUCACAUCAAAACUCGCUCAAAAGACAUAUGGAAGUUCACGAAAAUCCCUAUAAGUGUGACAGAUGUGAUCUACAGUUCCUAGAUUUCGCAUUAUUUAGAAGCCAUCGCUCUACGCAUCCUCAAGAAGUUCGAAGGCCAAAAAGUGCAGCUAAAAGUACAGAAAAGCGUUUUAAAUGUGUAGUCUGUGGGUAUCCAUUCGGUACCAGUAAGGGGCUUGAGAAGCACAUGUUGAUACACAGUGACAAAAACCCUCACGUAUGCGAUAUUUGCGGCAAAACUUACAGUACGAAUGCCACUUUGCAGAUACAUCGGCGAGGCAUUCACGGUCUAAAUCAGCCUCACCAGUGUCGGCAGUGUGACGAAGCCUUCAAUACCUGCAUAGAACUGCGAGAGCAUAGCUUCUCCCAUCGCAAGCGUUAUUUCCAGUGCGAGUUUUGCGAUAAUAAGUACUCCUACAGCCACGGUCUGAGACUUCACUUGCGAAAGGUUCAUCCAGAUAGGGCUCCAAACAAAGAAACUGACGAGGAAAGUGAAGGUGAACUAUCUUCAACUACGACGACCUCAGAAUCGGAAUAACACACGAAACUUUUUGGACAUGAUAGUUGUCACAGAAGAGGAUAAGAAAUGUCUUGACACUUAUAUCAGAAACCGACCUCCACACUCCCUGCAAGUUAUAAACACAUACUGUGGAAAAGUCUACAGAAAAAGUUCAGAACAUCAACGCAGAAGACGUCGAAAUAACUGCCCAAAAUAACUUAUAAACAGGAAACAUACAGCUUGAACGUAUAUAUGAUCUGUAAGACGAACAUCCGUAUAAACAUAUUUUAGAACUUACUGAACUAGUAGGUAUACUCUAGAUCCUAGAUAGCUGAGGAUUUUUUACAAUAAAAAACACCCUAUGACUAACGA